CCGCCGUUAGCGCCCUGCAGCUUCUCCGAAGACGCUGGGACGCACCACCUCAGUGGCCUGUGUCUCGUGGCCCCCAGCCCACGGCUCAGCGUCCCCGCCUUCAAGCUGACGAGCGUCAAGGCUGCGCGUGAUCUUGGCUCUACCGCUACGAAGAGGGUGCAGCCUCACCUCGCAGCCGAGGCGCAGAAAGGGGACGCCCUGGCCUCCGGGCCACUGUACUCGCCUUCUCUACGUAGUCGCGAGCGCUCUCGGCCUGGGAAGCUCCCGGCGCGAUGAGCGCCAACGAGGACCAGGAGAUGGAACUAGAAGCAUUACGUUCUAUUUAUGAAGGAGAUGAAAGUUUCCGGGAAUUAAGUCCAGUUUCAUUUCAGUACAGGAUAGGUGAAAGUGGUGAUCCCAAAGCCUUCUUAAUAGAGAUUUCGUGGACAGAAACAUACCCCCAGACACCUCCAAUUAUAUCUAUGAAUGCUUUUUUUAACAACACCAUAUCAUCAGCUGUAAAGCAAAGUAUAUUAGCCAAGUUACAGGAAGCAGUGGAAGUUAACCUUGGAACUGCUAUGACCUAUACAUUGUUUGAGUAUGCCAAAGACAAUAAAGAGCAGUUCAUGGAAAAUCACCAUCCUGUUAAUUCUACAACAUCCAUAAGCAAUAUCAUCUCAGUCGAAACUCCUAGUAUAGCCCCAUCAAGUAAGAAAAAAGACAAAAAAGAACAACUUUCAAAAGCUCAGAAACGUAAGCUGGCAGAUAAAACAGAUCACAAAGGAGAACUUCCUCGAGGCUGGAACUGGGUUGAUGUUGUAAAGCAUUUAAGCAAAACUGGUUCUAAAGAUGAUGACUAGCACUUGGAAUUUGACAUAAGGAAAGAGGAUCCUUUAGAAAGUAAACUGGGUUCAACAUCUUUCAUUACUAUUUUCUGGUAUUGAGGUGGCUUUUUAUAAAAUACAGUUUUUGUAUGUUUCUUGCACAAUAAAUGUAAGCAGAAAGUUCAUGAAGAGAUCUGGUUGUAUUAAAUUAUUUUCACAAAUUUGCCUUAAUAAAAGGUGAAAAUGUUAGUUUAGUAUACUUUAUAAAGCCUGUAGAACUUUGUAAAUGAACAAAUAUGGGGGACAACCAGUUAAUUUAUAUGAACUUAUUCUACUGGAAGUGAUAAUUUUUAAAGGAGUAUGAAACCCUCUUCAAACUGUCAAAGCAGAAUAUUGAGUGUAUAAUUAUUUUAUAUCAUGAUUCAUAUUAAUAGGCUUCUUAUCCAAAAUAAAGUCUUCAUCUCUUCUUUUGCUUAAUUACUGAUGCAGAAAUUACUUCAAAGAAAUUUAAAUACCAGUAUUUGAACUUUAUAUCACACUCUUUGUAGUUACUUUUUAUUUUUCAACAGUGAACUCCUGUUGAUUUGGGUCAAGACAUUUGCUCAUAAGAGCUUUCAAUAAUAUAUGUAAUAGGAGAGUAUGAACACCAAUCUGCCAGUUAAUUAGAAAGCAUUUGCAUAAAGCAAGCUAUGGUGGUCCAAGCCUGUAAUCCCAGCACCCUGGAAACUGAGGCAGGAGGAUCAUAAGUUUGAGACCAGCCUGGGCUACCUAGAGAGAACCUAUCUAAAAAAAGAGUGAGAAAAAAAAUCGUAUAAGUACUAUUUAAAACAUUUCUCUUUGCUGCCUAUACCAGUAUGGGAAUAAAUGAUGCCUUAAUAAUUUUUGUAUUUUUGGAGACAAUGAUUUUAAUAAAUUUUUAUUUAUCUGCUGUUGUGUUUUUAAUUGUUGGAUAACUGAGGUCUUUAAAUGGGUUCAAUAUAAAACUGCAUUUCAAAUAUUUUUUUUGUAGUGUCUUUUCAAAUCCAAUGUACUUAUCAAUCUCUGCAUCUUUUUAAUACACAUGGAAGUCUUUCAAAUACUGAACUGUUAUAUGUGCUUUUUAAAGUCAUUAAUAAAGAAAACUUGGUACAGUUUUACUAGGAAGGGUUAUCAAUGUUUAUGUGUGAUUUAGUGACUUUAUGUAGCCCCUUCAUUUUAAGAACACUUAGAACUUCUGUAUAUCUGGAAGGGUGGAUUGUUAGUAUGUCAUACCUGUGCAGUUUGUGCCUGAGGUUUUAAAGAAUAAUUAAAUUUUAAAGAAGUUACCUUAGCAUAAGAGUAAUUUGAAAUGUAUUCAUGGUUUUUACAAAGUAAAGUUUGGCUUCAGUUAGAUUGUUUGAAAUUGUAAGUAUAAUUACAGUGAAGAAGUUUAAUCUCUUUUAAAAGCUGAAUCACAUUUUAUUUCUUGAAUUAGUAUUAAUAUGCCGACUAGAAUAUGCCAACUUGUUUUCAGGGUUGUAUAUGUGUGGUUUUUGUUAUGUUGAUUUGUUUGUUCCUUUUUGAGGAAAAAAAAUUUUUUUUUGCUUUUAAAAUUAUGAAAUUAUUCAGGCUUACCAUGGUUGCUAGAUUACAAAGAAUAAUGCUAAUUGAAUUCCAAUGAACUAUUUUUACUGUUUUUAUAUGAAAUGUACAAAUUUCUGGGGGUGAUGGUGGCCAUGGUGCAUCUUAUUACCUUGUGUAAAAUACUUGAAGACUUUCACAGUAUCACCAUCAUCUGUUCAACGCUCCCAGUAUAUUUUCUCAAAAUCUCUUUACCUAAAAUUGUGUGGAAUGGCAUAACUAAUAAGCAAUAAAGUCUGAA
Messenger RNA from Heterocephalus glaber (naked mole-rat), 2643 nucleotides. It is a transcript of the gene Rwdd4, whose product is annotated as RWD domain containing 4. Lineage: Eukaryota; Metazoa; Chordata; Mammalia; Rodentia; Bathyergidae. Gene Ontology annotation, molecular function: protein binding. The record is from RefSeq and is a predicted model, not a curated record.